This is a messenger RNA of Gryllus bimaculatus (two-spotted cricket), 6156 nucleotides long. Lineage: Eukaryota; Metazoa; Arthropoda; Insecta; Orthoptera; Gryllidae. The record is from the annotation of a GenBank genome assembly.
AUGCGUAGUACCUAUGAGGACCUGGCAAUCAAUGAAAGUGAGACGUACAACAAUAUGCGACACACCAAUGCAACCCGCAGUGUAUUUAGGCGUGUAGGAAUUGCGGAGCAGAGACGGAGAAGGAGCUGGUCCGGGCAAUCUGAAAUGAUCAAUGAGACUGAAAACUGGAUCGAUUGUCGUGAAGAAGGGGAACGUGCCUUAGGGGCUUGGAAGCGCAUUUCCUCUGCCCACGCAGUGGCGACGGAGAGUGUGCGGGUGAAGCGUGGUGGCGAGAGAGCCCAGGGACGCAGGAGCCCUCAAGUCCUCCUCGUGGAGGCGCAAGAGGCGCGGCGAGGAGCUUCCCCCGGAGCUCAAUCGCUCCCCGCGGAGUCACGACCUCGCCGUAUCGCCGUCCUCAUGGCCACAGGCGCCGUUCUUCGUCGUAUCAGAUUUAAAGUUCGAUUUCUUGAACAGCGUGUUCGAAGGGAAUAUGGAGAGGAAUGGAAGACAUUCGAGAAAUCGAAAGAAUUCGAGUUAUUGAGGACAGAGUUUUCCAGGUACUUGAACACAGCAAGUUUGCAACGCUGCAAUGCGUGGGCUGCCCGGGCGGCGUGCCCUUGGGGUGCGUGGCUAAGCGAGUUGUGUGCGCACCCCGUGCGUGACCUGUGCAUGGAAAUGAAGCGCUUCUGCUCCGAUGUCACGAGCCCCGCUAUGCGAUCUGGUAGCGCACACAUGAAGUUCCCACCAGACUACCCUUACUCGCCCCCGAGCAUUAGGUUCCUAACGAAGGUGUGGCAUCCCAACGUGUACGAGGGCUCCGACGUUUGGAGUUCUGGUCGAUCGCGUGCCCUUGGCGCCCUGCCCAGCGCGCCGCCCACUCUGCCUUCGGGAGAGGACGUUUCUCUGAAGCGGAGGGAGGCUGCGAAAAGCUGCUUUUCUGGGCCUCAGACGGGCAGCAGUUUGAUGAAUGGAGAUCUUUGCAUUUCAAUCCUGCAUCCCCCUGUGCAUGAUCCCCAGAGUGGAGAGCUUCCAUGUGAGAUGUGGAAUCCUACUCAGAAUGUUCGAACCAUUUUGCUGUCUGUAAUUUCACUUCUUAACGAACCUAAUACUUUCAGUCCUGCCAAUGUGGAUGCAUCAGUUAUGUUUAGACGUUGGAGAGAUUCCAAGGGAAAAGAUAAGGAGUAUGAAAAUAUAAUCAGGAAACAGGUUUCUGCUGCUCGCUUGGAAGCUGAGAAAGAUGGUGUUGUUGUUCCCCUCACAUUGGAAGAUUAUUGCAUCAAGACCAAGGUGAAGCCUCCAGAGCACAACGUGGAUAUGACGGACUUCUAUGAUGAUGAUUAUGAUUUAGAUGAUGACGACGAUGAUGAUAAUGAAGGUGAAGGUGCAGAAUCCGGAGAUGGUGAAUAUGAAGAUGGGGAUGAUAGUGGAAAUGGUGAAUCGUGAUAAGAAUGUUGUGACAGCACCAACACACAGACAUUAGCACAAGUGGAUGAAAUGACUCAUCAUCCUGUGAAUAAAGUUCAUUUUCAAGGGGAGGGGUUGUCACAUUCAUUAUUUUCAUCGUUUUUUCCCCCACUGGUUAGUUAUGUGUUGAGUGAUUUUACAGUGGAUAUUGUGCGGUUUAAGCUCUUGAUUCUUAACAGCAAGUUUAAGGAGUGCAGCUAUGUUCUUUUCUGUAUGGUUUCUAGAACUGAAAAAUGUAUGGUUUGCCCAUUUAUGUGGAUCAGUCUGAUUGUAUUUUUCAAAACAAUUGGUGUUUUGAAAUAUUACACAAUGAUAUGGUGUGACAAGAAGUAAUAAAAAAUAUGCUUUUAGAGCUGUGUUACUAUGAUAUAUUUCUGUAAACAGUGUCUUUACAGAUGUCAUGUAAUAUACCAAGGAGAAAAUGUGGUGUAGCAUUUAGGUUUUAUUAUGCGUAUUGUGCACAUGUAUUGUCAUUUCAAUGACCAACAUCUUUGCGGAUAUUACUGAAGUAGUGUCAUAUAUUGGUAUUACAGUUUCUCCUGCAUUGUGUGUAAUGUAAGAAUGCCAUACAAGUGUCUGCUUUAUCUACCAGAUCACCCUCACUGAUUUAGGCUCCUUCAGUGAAAAUUCAGUUCAGUGGCGUUGUAAAUUCUUGCAAAAUAUCCUGGCUCCAAUGCAGUGUGUAUUGAUAUGAUUGGAUAAAUACUAUCUUUACAAAUACAUUAAGGUUAAGGAAUUUAAGAUAAUGUGCACCUUCUCACUUCCUUAUGUCCUUAUUUGUAUCUGUAACUGUAGUGUAUCUGUUGGCAACUGUGAAGCAUGAAAAAAAUAGUAAAACUGUAUUGUGAUCUUGUUUUACUUUAAUAAUAAAAAUAUCUAAACUCUGUUAAGUUUUUUUAUCAUUCACACAGUCCAAAAAUGUGCCAGUCGUUUUACAGCUGAGUUGUUUGCUGUAAAUGAAGGGUUUUUGUGAUUUUUUUGUAUUUAAAAUAUCAUGCAUGUGUCAACAGAUAUGUUAAACUAAUUACACAAAUAAAAUUGAAACAAAAAUUGAGAGUUUAUCUCAGAAAUUAUUGGAACAGGCUACAUGUUUCAUAAAUGAUUAAAGUCAAUGAAGUUUGAGAAUAAAUGUAUUAUGACCUAAUUAGUCAUAAGCAAAUAAUUUCCUAAACAAAACAUACUAUAUGUAUGCUCAAAUUGUUGAAAAAUUAUAUUAGUUGUGUUUAUGUCCAAGUAGGAAACCUCUUCAUUUCAUCAAAACCUUACCUAAUUUAAAUUGUUGUGGAAGGAAUAUAAUUAGUAAUUUUAUGUGAUUGUAUCUGGGGUGAACCUUUGUAUAUGGGAUUAGCUUAUUUCUUAACUGUAAUUUCUCGGGGUGUAAUUUGUAAAAAUAUUCAAUUUUCAAAGAAAAAAUGCUGUACUUCAAGUAUUCAAAAUUUUUAAUUUUAGUUUCUCUUUCAAAACAAUAAUACUGUGAAGAAAGAUCAUGAGUGAAUUUUUCAGAAAUAAACAUUGAACAAUUAUUUUUGUAAGAAUUAUCUAAUCAUAUGAAUGAAUUUCACAACUUAGCCUAACGAAGAAAGCAAAAGUUGACAAAAUAAUCUAUUUUGUAUAUGUUAACAUUUUCAAAAGGAUUAAUUGAUAUGAUGGCUAUGGAAAGUGUUAAGUUGAGGUCGUUAAAAACAGUGAGAGUUAGCUUUUUCUAAUGAUACUGCAAUUCCUAGCUGAUUCGGAGCAAAGCAAUAUUUAUGAUACUGUAAGAAUGGUAGUUAUGCACAAAGAUGAAAUGUUUCUCAAAAUACUUUCCCAUCUACUGAUGUACUUUAUACUUAGUUUAAAGUAAAUUUACUGAUUUUUGUUGAUUGAUUUCUUUGUAAGUAAAUAGUUUGAUGCAAUAAUGGUUGGAAAAGGCAUUUCAAAGAGUACUUGUUGAUUACAGAAGUGUAGAAUUUGGACUGUGAGAAGAGGCCGAGGAGAGGAACUAUUUUUUCUGGGAGGUUGGAGAAUGGGAGGUUUACAAGCUUGAACAUUGCUUUUCUUGACAAAUUGUUAAUGGCAAAGUUUACAAUUUAAACUUUUUGUUUCCAUGAUUGUACAUUUUUGCAAAUUGUAUGUAUAAAUAUAUAAACUUAUUGUGAUAAUUUAGGUGAAUUAUUUCAGUAGAUAUAUUAUUACCUAAAUUCUUUCAUAAGGUGAAAAUUGCCUUAUUCAAAUCAAUUAUUUAAUAUGGGUGAAAAAAUAUUUACAGAAAUUCAUCGGUAACAGUAUCAUAUUUUCAAGAACAAUUGUAAAUUAAACAAGUCAUUGAUCAGUAUAUGAGGUAAUCAUUAAGCAGUAGUUGAAACGUGACCUUCAGCAAUAUUUUGUUUUAAGACACAGGUUGUGAAAUGUGAAGUAUGAAUCUCUUGCUGACUUAAUCUAACUUUUAAUUCAAUAUUUCAUUGUAGAUGCAGAACACUAAGAAACACAUUCAUCUUUACAUAAGUUGACUGACAAGAUAAAUAUUAAGUAUAUGUAUGCGUACAAUUGGGCUCUAGUGUGUUACAAGUUGGCUCCAGAUGUUUUAUCACUGGUUACAUAGUUUAAACAAUAAAUUUUAAUAAAAUUAAGAGAAUGAGCACUUAUCUGCCAUCAUUUGUUCUUCAAGUUAUUUUCAAGACCAACUAUGAUAAAAUACAAGAAUAUCCUUACACAAAGAGAAGGCAAAGCAAGUGUUUUAAGUUCAAAGACUGGCUAUUUUUAAUUGGGAAAGAUCAGUGAGGGGAUAUAAAUGUAUGGAAAGUCUGGCUGUCUGACACAUGUGUCCCACUACAGAAAAUGUUCUGUGAUUAUAAUUAUAAGUGAUGCAUUACAUUUUUUUAAAGUGAAGGUGGUUAGCAAGAUAUCCUACAACUGUCCUCUUCAACACAUGUACAGAUUUAGGUAAAUAAACAUUUCAAUUACAUUUUCAGAAACGUUUUAACAUUGUAGUCACAAAGAAUAGUGAUUGAAUUGUUCCAGAAUUUGCAAAUGCUCCUCAUUUGAUCAGUUUAGGAAAAUAAGAUCAUGAUACAAUAUUUUUGGGGUAUUCAUUUGUUCCAUUCUCUGCGUAUGAACUACUUUUCAAUUGUAUUAAAACUUCUGUACUGUUUAAAUAAAGUCAUUUUUUAGUUUAAUAUAGGGACUAAAGUACUAAUAAAUGUAUUUGCAAAUUUUAGAGCUCAUCAUAUUUUUUAAUGUUUUUAAGCUAUUGUUUAUGUGAAUUAAUUUGUUUUUAAUUUAAUUUCAGUUUAUCUUAAAAAUGCAGGGUGUUCUAAAAUUGUGUAAUUUUCACAAAUAUCAAUUUUGUGGUUUAGCUUUUCUUCAGAUUUUUUGUGUGCAGUUUAUUGCUCCUUGAUUUAGAUCAGUAAUUCUGUUUUAUCGUUUUAAAAUGACACAAUGGAGAAAAAAGAUAAAGUGUAAGAGAACAUAGGAAACGGUAACAUGUAUUAAUGUCGAACAUGCCUUUCAUGGCAGAGAGGUGGUGUGCAUAAGGCAUUAGAUUUUAGUUUAUUGCUGGAGUUUUCAUUCUGAUUCAUAGGUUAAUAACUAUUUAGUAAUCUGCCUUCCCUGCCACUUUUCAGAACACAUUAAACAAUUAGAAAAGUAAUUAUGAAAUUGAAUUUAUAGAAUUCCUUAAUUAUGUUCUUUCUGACACUACAUUGAAACACAUUUACCUUUUUUGUCUCCCUCCUCCUACAUUGAACACAUCUCUUUGUCACAAAUGUGAUGUAUGGUCUUUUCUCUUGGUUUUGUUCAUGGACCGCUGUGAGCAUUCCACAAAUACAGAGUUGCUGAUGUGAAAUUACACAAUGAAAUUAUUAUAUUGCACCCAGGUAUUCAAUCAUAAACUAAAUGUAUUCUACAAUGUUCACUGCAUGUUUCAUUUAAUUUUAUUUUCCUUACAGUAAAAGAGAAUAACAUGUAUAAAACGUAAAAAAAUAUUGACACUUCAUAAACGUUAAAAAUAGUUUGAAUUCAGCUUUCUGAGAGAGAAUACCGUACUUAAGUAUCUUAGAACUUCAUAAUAAAUCUGCAAGUGUGAGAUUAAUGAAAAAUGUGGUGACAGUAUAAUGCUUUGUGAAUAUUUAUCUAUGUAUGUGGACAUGAUAUUUAAUAUCUGAUAUUAUUUUGAAUUCAAAGACCUAUUUUCUUUCAAAUUAUUUAUUUUUCUAGAAAACAUCCAUUUUAUUAUAAAACUGUGUUUUUAAAAUUAGGUAAAAUUGUUGUUUGCAUUAACAUAGUUUAAAAAAAUAUGCCAGGAGUGGUUGCAAAUGUCAAUUUUCUAAAAAAGGAAUUACCAUUUUUGUUAUAAGAACAGUAAUUGUAAGUUUCCUGUGCAAUGUUCUAACUAUUGGCAUGAAAGUCUGUUAAAUCCUUCACUGCUUUGUAAACUGAGCAACACAGAACAGAUCAACGAAACUCUGAAGACAUCUCAAACAAGAGAAUCAAAUGUCUGCAGGAUUUGGAAAUCUAUGAGUGAAGAAACUUCAUAUGUAAAAGCAUUAUUAAAACUGAAUUCAAGGGAACAGGAAUACGUAGUAUAAUGUGAUGUAUAAAUAUACCACUUGGAAGUUAUAAAUCUUUUGUUCUAAAAAAUGGAAAAAGUGAUAUGAACUACAAAACACACCAUUAAUUUAAUACUUGUGUUUGAUAUUUUAUAGUAAAGCCCUGCUUUUACAUUCCUGGAAUUUA